Polyodon spathula (Mississippi paddlefish) is the source of this 2184-nucleotide messenger RNA. RefSeq names its product sorting nexin 15 (gene snx15). The record is from RefSeq and is a predicted model, not a curated record. Gene Ontology annotation, molecular function: phosphatidylinositol binding. The coding region runs from base 618 to 1784 and encodes 388 amino acids. Lineage: Eukaryota; Metazoa; Chordata; Actinopteri; Acipenseriformes; Polyodontidae. The transcript has 8 exons.
AUUUACAUGUUUAAAAUGCAAUCAUUUAUUUAUUGAGAGUCAAACUAAUUGAAACCCUGUGCAUUCCUGAAAAGUUUAAUUUAAUUCUUAAUCUGACAAAAAAAAAAAAAAAAAAAGAGUAAAUAUUGGGGUUUUUUUGUAAGUUGUAAUCGUUAUUAUAUUACACUGAAUAAAUGUCAAUUUACUUGACCUGUGUUGUUCUAUUAAUCUGUUACUGGGAAUGUAUCAGAGAUGGGAAUCAGACUCCUAUUGCACAUCAGUGUGAUCCAGUCCAGGUUUUACUGCUGCCAGCUUGAUCACCCCCCAGUGUGUCUAGCUAACAAGCUCAGGUGUGUCUGAUUAUUAAACUCCCAGUGAAAGCAGGACAGGAUGUCUCGAUAUUCUUGUCCUAUCUUUAACUAUUAGUUCCUAGUUUCCGUGCUUGGAAAGCUUGACACCUAUCUCUCGUUUGCAGUUUAGCGAUGACCCCUAACUUGCUUUGUGCAUCUGGGGCGGAGCUGCACGCCGCGUCGGUGCGUCCGAUUAGGAAGUGGAGUUGAAAACGGUGUGUAUUUAUUUAAAGAGAGCGUUUUUCCAGCACUGGCGCUGCAAGAGGGAGAGGUGAUCUCGACUGAUUAAUGAUUAAUUGCUGGCUCGCAAUGUCACGCAAAGUGAAGGAAGACCACUAUCGGUUCUACACGGUGACAGACCACAGGACGCAGGAGAAAGGCUUCACGGAGUACCGAGUCUGCGCCCGGUUUGUCUCUAAGAGAAAUCCAGAAGAUGUGAAAGAGGUCGUGGUGUGGAGGCGGUUCAGUGACCUGAUGAAGCUGCAUGGCGAGCUCUCUUACACCCACAGGAAUCUCUUCAGGAGACUGGAGGAGUUCCCUGACUUCCCCCGGGCUCAGGUCUUCGGGCGGUUUGAGCCGUCUGUGAUUGAAGAGAGGAGGAAAGCUGCAGAAGCCAUGCUGAGAUUCACAGUCAACAUCCCAGCUCUUUAUAACAGCCCCCAGCUCAAGGACUUUUUCAGGGGAGGCGAAGUCCGACGGCCCCUAGACCUGCCCCCUGUCUCCGAAUCCUCCGCCUCCCUGCCCCCCCCUCUCAUCCCCCUGCCUCGGAGCUCUGGAGAGGGAGGGGAGGUGGAGCAGGCAGAGCCCCAGACGGAGGGGGAGGUCCCUGGGUCGCCCUCAGGAAACUGUGAGGAGGCAACCGAGGCCUGCACGGAACCCGAGGACAUUCCGUCGCCGGCAGCGACCGUGCGUUGUCACGGUGGAAGCACCCCCCCACCAGAAGUGGGCGUCGACCAUUUGGAAUCCCAGGAGGAGUUUGAUUUGCUGUUCGACUCUGAAGGGGCGGGACAAGUUGCUGCAGAGGCCCCGCCCCCUCUGUGCCGGCUCUCUGAAAGCGAACUUGCCCUGUUUGACCCCUGUGCCAAGAGGCAAGCCACUGGUCCAGAAGCCUCUGCCAAUGGGCUGGAGGGAGGCGUGGCUGAGUCAGCCAGCAGCCUGCUGCUCCCGGAAGGCUCAGGGGGCGGGGCCAGAACCCCGAGGGCAGGGCCAGAGCUCCCGGGGUACCUGAAGCGCGCUGCGGAGGAGAUCGGCGCAGCGCUGGAGAGAGAGGCGGCGCGGGACUACUGCUCUGCUUUCCAACACUACCAGACUGGGGUGGCAGUGCUGCUGGAGGGGGCGCAAGGAGACCCGGACGCCGACCGCAGGGAGGCAGUGAGGAAGAGGACGGUACAGUACCUGCAACACGCUGAGAGCAUCUUCACACUGCAGCGGAGAGGGGAGCCGGACCGAGACUGAGGCUGGAGACGGCAGCGGGGACACCCCCCCCCCCUUCUCUCCCCUCCUCCCUCGCUGGUAGAUUUUCCUGUGAGCGGCUCGGCUCUGAAUUCAUCCUCAAUCACCGGGGCCAAGCGACUCUUCUCAUUUGGGAUGUUAAAGUUGAGUCUCACACUGUCCUGUAUUCUGUUUCUGAUCAAAGCCUGCAGGUUCAUUUGCUGCCUGCCUCGAAUCUGUACGUACAGGGGGCCGGCAGCUGAUUGGAAUUAGAAUCCUAGCAGCGUCGAGUUCCGACAUUCCAGUUCUGUCUUGUUCUGUUUCCAGCGACAGUUCCAGACGAUAAAGGACUAAUAAUUAAUAAUAGCCCUUUAAUAAUAAUAAUAAUAAUAAUAAUAAUAAUAAUAAACCACAACAAAUACAA